Haliaeetus leucocephalus (bald eagle) is the source of this 414-nucleotide messenger RNA. Its product is annotated as basic phospholipase A2 Cdr-13-like. Gene Ontology annotation, molecular function: phospholipid binding; calcium ion binding. Gene Ontology annotation, biological process: lipid catabolic process; negative regulation of T cell proliferation; phospholipid metabolic process. The record is from RefSeq and is a predicted model, not a curated record. The coding region runs from base 1 to 414 and encodes 137 amino acids. NCBI's taxonomy places the organism in Eukaryota, Metazoa, Chordata, Aves, Accipitriformes, Accipitridae. The transcript is spliced from 4 exons.
AUGAACUCUCUCGUCGCCUUUGCUGUGCUGUUUGCUUGGGGCUUGUCCCCAGCUCACGGGAGCCUCUGGGAGCUGCAGAAGAUGAUUACAAAGGCGACGGGGAAAAACGCCUUGCUGUAUUACUCCUCCUACGGUUGCUACUGCGGCUUCGGGGGCAAAGGGCAGCCCAAGGAUGCCACAGACAGGUGCUGCCAGCUGCAUGAUACCUGCUACAACAACCUCCUGAGCUACCACUGCAAUGCCAAGAUGCAAGGCUACCGCUAUGACUGGCACACUGGCAGCCCCUUCUGCAGACAGGGCUCCUGGUGCGCCCAGCUCUCCUGCGAGUGCGACCGCAGCCUGGUCCUCUGCCUGAAGCAAAGCCUCGGGAGCUACAGCACACGCUACCGCUUCUACUGGAAGCGCCGGUGCUAG